GUAGCAAAAAGGAAAAAGUUUAACUGCGUGAAAAGAGUCCUCUCUCGUGACGGAUGGUCCAAGUUCAGAAGUUUUUCUACGCUGUUCCUGCUGAAUGAGUCGGCAGUCGCUCAAAUCUGAGACCUAAGACUAUCUUUCCUUCCAGUUUUGGUUUCAGUGUCAGAACCGGAGCCGUGGUUUGAAUGUAAAAUUAAACCUUUGGAGAAAAGUGGAGUUAUAACGCUACAGACUUGGGAAAGUUCGCUUGCCAGGGAGAGCUUGGAACUGUGGAUGGGCGAAAUGCAGGCGCGCUAUUCCGUCUCCAGCCCGAACUCGCUGGGCGUCGUGCCCUAUAUAAGUAGCGACCAGAGUUACUACAGAACCGCUGGUGGAGGGUACGCUGGGAUGCCGGCACCAAUGAGCAUGUACACGCAUGCACCCCACGACCAGUACCCCUCCAGCAUGGCUCGAGCGUACGGGCCGUACAAUCCGCAGCCUCAGCCGAAAGAUAUGGUGAAGCCACCAUACAGUUACAUCGCUCUAAUCACCAUGGCUAUCCAAAACUCGCCAGACAAGAAGGUGACCCUCAACGGGAUUUAUCAGUUCAUCAUGGAACGGUUUCCCUUUUACCGAGAUAAUAAACAGGGCUGGCAAAACAGCAUCAGGCACAACUUAUCCCUCAACGAGUGUUUCGUCAAGGUUCCCCGGGAUGACAAGAAGCCCGGCAAGGGCAGCUACUGGACUCUGGACCCGGACUCGUACAAUAUGUUUGAGAACGGCAGCUUUUUGAGAAGGAGGCGGCGGUUCAAAAAGAAGGACGCCCUUAAAGAGAAGGAGGAAAGAACUACUAAGGAGACGCCGUCCACGAGGCAGCCUGGUCGGGAACAGGAGCAGCUCACGCAGGGCUCACAGCCGGUCAGGAUUCAGGACAUAAAGACCGAGAACGGGACUGCGACUCCUCCGCAGGCCGUUUCGCCUACCCUGAGCGCUGUGCCAAAAAUUGAGAGUCCGGACAGCAGCAGCAGCAGCAUGUCCACUGGAAGUCCACAUAGUAUCCCGUCUAACCGAUCCAUAAAUCUGGAGAGCUCCGAGCAUCACCACCACGGCCAAGCCUCUGCUCAAGGAUUCAGUGUGGACAACAUUAUGACAUCGCUUCGGGGGUCCCCCCAGGUUGCGACGGAGCUAAGUUCCACACUCGUGCCGUCUUCCAGGACAGGUAUAACCCCUUCUUUGUCGCUUAACUAUGCAAACCAAACUUCCGUCUACAGCUCGCCCUGUAACCAAAAUGCCAUUUCCACGAGCUCGAACGCGACGUACCAUUGUAAUAUGCAAGCCAUGAGUUUGUAUGCUGGGGAUCGAUCUGGUCACCUGGGACCGACUACCACAGUUGACGAAACGUUGCCCGAUUACUCCAUCACUACCACAACUUCUUCACUGACCCACGGCAAUCUAAGUUCCGGCCAGGACGGUCACCACCCUCAUCAGGGACGGCUUGCUUCUUGGUACCUAAACCAAACUGGUGAUCUAAGCCAUCUUGGUGGCGCAUACCCCGCGCAGCAACAGAACUUUCACUCCGUCCGAGAAAUGUUUGAAUCCCAGCGAAUUGGCUUGAAUAAUUCUCCUGUGAACGGGAAUAACAGUUGUCAAAUGUCCUUUCCCUCGAGCCAAUCCAUUUACCGCACAUCCGGGGCUUUUGUUUAUGACUGCAGCAAAUUCUGACCAAAACAAUGUCAUCUGUGAAUAAUUUUUGUUACAUUUAAAAAUUAAAUAAGCCCAAAGAUUUUUUGUCGUCUAUUGCCCCAUAAAUGGACUUGAAAUCCUACCGAGAGACAGAAAACCUAAUCUUGGUUUUUAAGGGCAGUGUUGAUCCAGAUAACACGUAAGUUUCAUCUUGAUGUUUUAAAAAAAUGAUGUUAAAACCAUAUAUCAAUCUUUCACGGACUCUCUAUUAAAUGUAAAUUGCAUAUAGUAAUUUAUUUCCAAAUAUGAAGUUGGAUACUGAGGACCAAACACCAACAAAGUGUUUUUAAAUUGAACUUCCUAAAGUGUUCAGAAAUGUUCCACUAUAAAAAAUGGAACCUGUAUAUCGCCGUAUCAAUCUUCUCCUUUUGUUGAAAAUAUUCUGAAGGCAUUGCAUUGUUUGUUUAAUAAAUUCCCAUUUUAUUUCAGUUAAAA
This is a messenger RNA of Anguilla rostrata (American eel), 2154 nucleotides long. Its product is annotated as forkhead box C1-A-like. Gene Ontology annotation, biological process: anatomical structure morphogenesis; regulation of transcription by RNA polymerase II; cell differentiation. The coding region runs from base 271 to 1698 and encodes 475 amino acids. The record is from RefSeq and is a predicted model, not a curated record. The transcript has a single exon. NCBI's taxonomy places the organism in Eukaryota, Metazoa, Chordata, Actinopteri, Anguilliformes, Anguillidae. Gene Ontology annotation, molecular function: RNA polymerase II cis-regulatory region sequence-specific DNA binding; DNA-binding transcription factor activity, RNA polymerase II-specific.